Molecule: messenger RNA, 3522 nt
Organism: Penicillium macrosclerotiorum
Lineage: Eukaryota; Fungi; Ascomycota; Eurotiomycetes; Eurotiales; Aspergillaceae
Exons: 3
Coding region: 1-3522 (1173 amino acids)
Cellular component (GO): plasma membrane
Molecular function (GO): calcium-activated cation channel activity
Source: RefSeq, a predicted model, not a curated record
AUGACUAACGCACUGCUCGAUGCUCUCGAGCAUGCCGGAAGCAAAAGCGCAAACGAUGAGGGAGAAUCACUAUCAUCCUUUCUGGCUUCGCUGGCGACCAGUAUCAUUAUCUUUGCCGUUGAAUUUUGUGUCUUCUUAAUGCUCAAAGGCAAACUGACUCGCAUUUAUCAGCCACGCACAUACCUGGUCCCGGAUCGGGAACGUACUGAAGCAUCACCGCCAGGUCUAUUUCGCUGGGUUGGCCCUGUAUUUUCAACCCCCAGUGCCGAAUUCAUCCAGAAAAGCGGCCUGGAUGCCUAUUUCUUCUUGCGCUAUCUGCGCAUGCUCCUGAAGAUCUUCAUUCCAUUGGCCGUGUUGUUGAUUCCGGUCCUGAUUCCCAUCAACCGGGUUGGAGGGAAGGGCACGAACUUCAUCAACGGCCACAAUGGAACGCGAUAUUCCGUAACGGGCCUCGAUCAGUUGGCCUGGGGAAAUGUCCGACCCUCCCACACCCACCGAUACUGGGCGCACCUGAUCAUGGCAAUCAUUAUCGUGGCCUACGUGUGCGCGAUCUUCUUUGACGAGCUGCGAGUCUAUAUUCGCAUGCGACAAGCCUAUAUGACAUCGCCCCAGCACCGGCUGCGGGCAUCCGCUACCACCGUGCUGGUUACUUCUAUCCCAACCGACUGGCUGAAUGCCGAAGCCUUGAAUAAGCUCUUUGGCGUCUUCCCGGGAGGUGUGAGGAACAUCUGGAUCAAUCGGGACUAUGAUGAGCUCCACGAAAAGGUCAAACGACGGCGCAAGGUGGCGCUCAAGCUGGAGGCGGCCGAGACCUCCCUCAUCCGUCAGUGCAAGGAAGCUCAACUCAAGCAGCUCAAGGCGGAGGACAAGAAGAACCGAAAAUCCAAGAUCAGCGCCCAAGAUCGAGAAAGGAUGGCCACCGAUAGACGGGCAUCUCAAAUGGCCAUGGGACCCGGUGUGAGCUCCGGCAAUCCCCACCAGGCUCACACGCUGGCAGAAGUUCUCCAUCGGCAGCCCGAAGGAAAGCAGCACAAUACAUCGGACGGUGUCAUGGAUAAGGUAUUUGAUCCGGCGAUCAUGGCGGCGGGGGCAGUUGGCCAAGGUGUCGGGAAACUGGGCAAAACUGUUCUCGGUGGUUUCAAGAAGGUCGAGGGCGGUAUUGACAAUAAACUGAUGCGUACGGGUGGCUUUGUCGAGUCUCUGGACUAUGGAUUACCUCGUCAAAUCACUCCCGUCAGCAGCAGGGAAGAUUCUCCUCCUACCAACGUCGAAGGGAAACCUACGACGUCUGAUUCCGCUACCCAACCGUCAGAACCUAGCCAGGAUGUCAAGCCACUGUCCAAACGACCCUCUUGGGUAUCUCGAGUCUCAUCUUACUCCAAGCAUUCUAAACGUGACCCGGAAAUUGAUGAGCAACCUCUCACUGCACCCGAAACACCUAUCCCUGAUACGGAGCCUGGUAGCUUUGGCCGAUCAAUGACUGAAAAGCAGGAGAUAAGCCAGCAAAACGACGGUCAAGAACGUGAUGACGAUGAUCCGCCGCCGUAUCCCGUUGCAUAUAACGAAGAAUUUGCAGAGGAUGAUCUUGAGAAAUUGGAUGAAUCAGACCAGCCAUUGUGGAAGAAAUACAUCAAGGCUAAGGAUCGAGACACAUGGCGACUUCCGUGGUUCAAGUGGAACAAAUGGCCAACUAUCUGGCUUAUUGGCACGAAAGUUGACACAAUCAACUACUGUCGCAAAGAACUCGCCCGCCUGAACCUGGAAAUUGAAGUCGAUCAACAACACCCCGAACGAUUCCCGCUCAUGAACUCAGCAUUCAUUCAGUUCAAUCAUCAAGUUGCUGCGCAUAUGGCUUGUCAGUCACUCAGUCAUCAUCUGCCCAAGCAGAUGGCACCACGAAUCGUGGAAAUCUCUCCCGACGAUGUCAUCUGGGACAACAUGUCUAUGAAGUGGUGGGAGCGGUAUUUGCGCACCUUUACUAUCAUCACGAUUGUCUGUGUGAUGGUUAUUUCAUGGGCAAUUCCUGUUGCAUUUACCGGGCUGUUGUCGCAGCUAUCGUAUCUAGAGGGCCUCUUUACAUGGCUAUCUUGGUUGAGCAAGCUACCGAGUUGGCUGGUCUCAGCUAUUCAAGGUGUCUUGCCUACAAUCUUCCUCGCGAUCUUGAUGGCAAUUCUUCCUGUCUGUCUUCGCUUCCUGUGUAAGAGGCAAGGUGUAGUGACGGGUAUGGCUAUCGAGAUGACCGUUCAAAACUACUACUUCGCCUUUCUGUUUGUACAGCUUUUCCUGGUUGUUACAAUUUCGUCUAGCAUUGCGUCUAUUCUCGAGGGCGCUUCCGACGUGAGCAACUGGCCAACACUUUUGGCCAACGAUAUCCCUAAAGCUAGCAACUAUUUCUUCUCUUAUAUGAUACUACGGGCUAUGUCUGUGAGUGCUGGUGCACUGAUGCAGAUUGCCGGCCUGAUUAAAUGGUUCAUUCUUGCUCCAAUUCUCGAUAAAACUGCGAGAAAGAAGUGGACUCGAAUGACCACCUUGAACCGAAUGAAAUGGGGCUCUUUCUUCCCUAUGUAUACUACGCUGGCCUCGAUCGGAAUGAUCUACUGCGUUGUUGCACCUUUGAUUCUUGUGUUCAAUGUUAUUACGUUUGGUGCCUUCUGGUUUGUGUAUCGCUACCGCACCCUUUAUGUUACCAAGUUCCGAUUUGAUACCGGGGGCCUCCUUUUCCCUCGGGCCAUUAAUCAGCUUUUCACUGGUCUAUACGUAAUGGAACUUGCUCUCAUUGUCUUGUUCUUCCUGGUUCGAGACGAGAACGAUGAGGUGUCCUGCAAAGGCCAAGGCAUCAUUAUGUGCUUUGUUCUUGCUAUGACAAUCGGCUAUCAAGUUCUCCUCAACGAUGCAUUUGGACCCCUGAUUAGGUAUAUACCAAUCACCUUGGAAGAUGAUGCUAUCCGCCGCGACAACGAAUUUCAGCGUGCCCAACAUACUCGACUGGGCCUUGCUGUCGACGAAGAUGGUGGUGAUGAGGCUCCGCCAGUUGAUCAUGGAGUUCCCCACCCCGAGAACGACGAGCAUCCCGAGGGACGAGACAUCGAGCUCAAGAGUCUUGAGGCAGACCCAACCCGACGACCCAGGUCCUUGGGCGGGAACUCAACAGCCUCAUCGCCGACGAUGAUAAAGUCCCUGCGCGAAAAGGUGACCCAAGACACCGAAGGCCAAGAGCAAGUCUCAAACAGGCUCAGCGCCUUGUUCGCAGGCAUCCACGACGAACUGGAGGAUCUCACCCCCGAAGAGCGCGAUCAACUAGUGCAGCGCGCCUUCCAACACGAGGCGCUUCGCGCGAAACGGCCUGUGAUUUGGAUUCCGCGGGACGAUCUUGGAGUCAGCGACGACGAAGUCCACCGCACCCAGAGAUUCAGCAAGCAUAUCUGGGUCAGCAACGAGUACCAGGGACUUGACGGCAAAUGCCGAGCGGUUUUCAGUCGCAGUCCACCGGAUUUCUCUGAGCUGGAUAUCAUUCAACUCUGA